Molecule: messenger RNA, 1600 nt
Organism: Mycena citricolor
Lineage: Eukaryota; Fungi; Basidiomycota; Agaricomycetes; Agaricales; Mycenaceae
Source: the annotation of a GenBank genome assembly
CCUUCAGCAUGUUGCUGCCGAGAUCCAAUACCCAAUGCAGUUCUGCAACUGCUCAGAACACCAUUCGAUGACGACAACGGGCAAGAUAGAUCACCCAACACAUGAAGGAACAUGUGAUGCGAGAAAACGCGUCCAUGUCGACAUUCGCCUCGGAUGAGCUUCCGUAUUCGACGCUGCAUGGACCGUAUGCACUUCGAUUAAAAGCUCCUUGAUGGCGCAUUGUGAGCUGGUUGUAUAAAAGGCAGAGUGGUAUCGAGACUAUCCUCACCGGCUCGACCAGUCCUUUCUACAGCAUGCUUGCUCUGACUCUCCUGCCCGCGAUUCUACUCGCUCUCCGUGUUUCCGCCGGCCCCGUUGUGGUCGACGAGAACAUCGUCAGCCUGCCCAUCGCCCGUCGCAUCAACGCUACCACCGUUGUCGACAUCAAGCAGGCCGACUACGCGCGGAUUGCGAACUUCAAGGCCGGAAAGAGCAAGCGCGUCUCUGAGCCGGUGUCCAACCAGCUUGUCAGCUACAUCGCCUCUGUCGGUGUGGGUAGCCCGGCUACUAGCUACGAUCUCAUCGUAGACACCGGCUCGUCCAACACCUGGGUUGGUGCUGGCAAGAACUACGUCAAGACCUCCACCUCUACCCGGACUGGACGCUCCGUCUCUGUGUCGUAUGGGUCUGGCCAGUUCUCGGGCGAGGAGUACACCGAUCGCGUCACUUUGGCGCGUGGUCUCGUCAUCAACAAGCAGUCGAUCGGUGGCGCCACCAGUGCCAGCGGCUUCAACAACGUCGACGGUAUUCUCGGCAUCGGUCCUGUCGACCUCACUCAGGGAACCCUCGGCAACAGCAACAGCGAGAUCCCCACCGUCGUCGACAACCUGUUCAGCGCCGGAACCAUCUCCUCUGAUGUGAUUGGUAUCUCGUUCGAGCCCACGACCUCGUCUGUGGACAACAACGGUGCCAUCUCUUUCGGAGGCCCUGACUCCAGCAAGUACACUGGCUCGAUUUCGUACACGCCUGUCACGAGUGUCUCUCCUGCCGGUGAAUACUGGGGCAUCGAACAGUCCAUCACCUAUGGCACGACAUCUCUCAUGUCCCGUACUGCCGGCAUUGUCGACACCGGAACGACCCUGAUCUACUUGCCCACUUCUGCUUACAACAAGUACCAGCGGGCCACCGGUGCUGUUGCCGACAACGCUACUGGAUUGCUCCGCAUCACCUCUGCUCAGUACUCUUCGCUCAAGAACCUGAACUUCCUAAUCGGCGGUACUACCCACUCCCUGACCCCCAACGGUCAGAUCUGGCCCCGUUCCCUUAACAGCGCCAUUGGCGGAACUUCCGGCAGAAUCUACCUCGUGGUCGGUGACAACGGCCCCUCCGGCUCCGGCCUGGACUUCAUCAACGGUUACGCUUUCCUCGAACGUUUCUACUCGGUCUUCGACACUGGUAACAACCGGGUUGGAUUUGCUUCCACCUCGUUCACCUCUGCCACCACCAACUGAAAAGAUGAGUCUGCUCGGCAAGUCUCAGAGCAUCGGGAGCUUGUAGACUACAUCCUUUGUAUCCGAAAAGGUGUCAAUUGUUGCAUCAAUCAAGUUUUGUUGACCACCGA